AUUCCGAGAUCGCCAUGUUUGUAUUAGCCAACAUAAACCUCAAUACACGUGUGCGUUAGUUGCGAGAUUAAGAGCGAAUAAAAUAGAAAUUUAUUUUCCAAUUUAACCAAAAAUAACGCUCAUCGUAGAUAUCCAGGUGCCGCAUUGCAAAAUCCAAUAAUGAUUGCCGGUCGCCCACUGCUGUUCCUAUCGCUGCCGGGUUUAGCGCUAAUUGUGGGACUGGUUUGGUACCGCCGCAAAUUCAAGCCGGACGCAGGUGAUCGUGGUGGAGAAAAGAGCAAAAAAUGUGAAAGUGCGAUCAUGCCGCCGCGCGGUGUGUCCGCUGCCGAGCUCGAGCCGGACAUGCGACAGAGUUCCUCGCUACCAAUACAGCAGUCGGCCAACAGUGGCAACGGGGUGGAAAACUGGGAAAAUUGUUCGGGUUCGGGUCAUUCGUCGGCCGGGUCGUCACGUUCAGCACCGAUAGACAUCGUGCCGAACAAGAGUCCCUCCAAGGGUGACGAUACAAACGACCUGUUGGGCCGUACGCAUCUGCUCGAGCAUGAGAAUGAGGAGUUUAGCUUCAGCCCAUCGAUUGACUUACCUGGUUCAGUUGUUUCACGCUAUCCAACAAAUCUAAGAAAAUUCAACCAAAUGAUGGAACCGACGAAGGAACCGAUAGUGAUACGCCCGACCAAGGUGGCUUCACUGCAAAGCGGACACUUUCGAGUGUCUGAUGAAAAUGGUAACCAAUCCAGUCCAGACGCUUCCCCACCACAGAAGCAUACGCCACAGCAGCAAACACAAAACAAUGAAAGUGACCGGGUUAACGGUAAUAGUGUGACGGUGUGUGACGAUAAGACCGAUGGUGAUGAUACGUUCGACCGAAAAACGGAACCGUUUGAUGAACGCAAUGAACAAACUGGUAGUCCUCCGCUUAGCAUUUGUAGCGUGCGUUCCGAGGACUCGGGUAAGGGUUCCAGCCCGCCGCAUUCGGUCGGACCGUCCGCGUCGAUGUACGAAUUCUUGGUGCCCGCUUUUCUCGUCGCCGGUAUGCUUGGCAAGGAUGGUACUUUUGUGAAACACAUUAAAAAAAAGACCGGUGCCAAUGUAAUCAUCAAACGUAAUCCGGACGGACACCAUAGCAAAAUCUGCACAUUGGACGGUACGCAGCAGGAAAUUCAGAACGCGCUGGCUGUAAUCCGGGAGAAGUUCCCGCUGAAACGGUUUCCAACUCUUACACUGCAGCGCAUUGAAAUUAGUCGCGUUGAAACGGUUAUACCAAUAUCAUUGAUGAAUGACACGUGUUCAAGCCUGCCGUUGGUCGAGGGUAUCAACAAUGACGUCGCCAUUAGCUGUAUCAUAAACGUGGGCCAUCUGUUCGUACAUCAACCGCUCCAUCCAACCCACCUGACGCUUAACAGUAUGCAGCACUCUCUUAAUCAAAGCUAUACGCUCAACGAGGCUCCCGCACUGCCAGAGAUCAUUCCGAACGCGGUCUGUGUCGCGUUCGUCGCCGACAACUGGUACCGGGCGCAGGUCGUACAACACAUCCCGGAAAGCAAUUUGGUGUUAGUGAAAUACUUGGACUACGGUGGUUUGUCGAUGUUGCCCCCACAAAACCUGCGUCAGAUCCGAACAGAUUUCAUCUCCGUACCGUUUCAAUCGAUAGAAUGUGUGCUGUCGAACAUUGAGCCGAUUGAUGAGAGCUGGUCCGUGGAAGCUACCGAACUGUUCCGUAGGUUAACAAACAGUGCUAUUAUGCAGGCACAAGUAGCCGGUUAUACUGAGGAGGGUAUUCCCGAAAUUUAUCUAUUUUCUUCUAUAGCAAAAGAUAAUGUAAUUUUCAUUAAUCAAGAAAUGGUUGCUCGCGGCUACGCCAGAUGGAUUGACUGAACUGUGUGAAUGCAAAGUAGGUGAACAAAUUAAUAACAAAUUUAAAAAUGCAUAUAUAAGGAAAACAAAACGGUGAGAUUGAACAUAGGGAGCGCGCUACGGAGAAAAUGGGGGACUGAACUUUUUUUAGCAAAGAACGAACGAUCAUCAGACUGUUUGGGUUGAGUGGUGCUGUGAAGGACUUGAAAUAGUGCAUGGAGGAUGAAAGUAUCUGCACAAUCAACAAGUAGUGCACAAUAUGUGACAUUCGUUAAACGCGUCGUGGUUUGUCUCAAGAAGCCAUGGUUCCCAUAAUUGACUAACCAUCUUCUCGUGCUCUGGUUGUAGAUCCGGUACCUUAAAUCUGUAUCCAUUUUUGGGUAAUGUAACAGCAACGGAUUAUUGUAACCACGCCUAUACCUGAGCGUGCACUUUCAUCGAACGGUCAGUCCUCAUUUUAUGUCUCACAUGCACUAAGAAUCACAUCCUGUUGAUCAUCGUUUGCGUUUGGCACUAAACGCGCGCCUCUUUAUUGUCAUACUCUCAUUACUACAGUCCUUCCUCGUUACUGUUACAUUUAUUAAAAGAAGAAACUUUGUGAAUAAUACGUUAAACAAAAAACAUAAGAAUGCAAAAAACCUGUCGUUCAAGUUUUCUUUUUUUCUUUACAUGUCUUACCAGUACUGCCCGCUAAGACACUUUAUUAUUUUAGUGAUUUUGUAUAAGGGUAUUUAUGAAAUAAAUUCAACAAAAUUAAUUGAUCU
Molecule: messenger RNA, 2618 nt
Organism: Anopheles moucheti
Lineage: Eukaryota; Metazoa; Arthropoda; Insecta; Diptera; Culicidae
Gene: spoon
Product: KH domain-containing protein akap-1
Exons: 5
Coding region: 160-1875 (571 amino acids)
Molecular function (GO): RNA binding
Source: RefSeq, a predicted model, not a curated record